Messenger RNA from Pestalotiopsis fici W106-1, 993 nucleotides. RefSeq lists its product as uncharacterized. NCBI's taxonomy places the organism in Eukaryota, Fungi, Ascomycota, Sordariomycetes, Amphisphaeriales, Sporocadaceae. The record is from RefSeq and is a predicted model, not a curated record. Gene Ontology annotation, molecular function: holocytochrome-c synthase activity. The transcript is spliced from 2 exons. Gene Ontology annotation, biological process: cytochrome c-heme linkage. The coding region runs from base 1 to 993 and encodes 330 amino acids. Gene Ontology annotation, cellular component: mitochondrion.
AUGAGCGACGCGAAACCGCACGACCCGGCCGCGGCGUGUCCCGUCGACCACAAGAGCCGCGAAGCGUGGAUGCAACAAGCCCGCGCAGCCUCUUCCUCCUCGUCCUCCACCACCUCCGCCCCUCUCCCGCCAGAUCACCCGCGGAUACCGACCGCUGCAGCAGGCGCCGAUGCCGAAGAGAGCUGUCCCGUAGACCACAAGGCGCGCGAAGCAUGGAUGCAGCAGGCGCGGGCGGCGUCGGCAUCAUCGUCUCCUUCUCCCGCCGCACCACCCCAGCAGCAGCAGCAGCAGCCCCAACAAACGUCCUGGACAUCAGGCAUUCUCUCCUACCUGCCCUUUGGUAGCAGCUCCUCAUCCACCACCGCAGCCGUGCAACACCACCUUCAACAGCAAGUCCCAGAACAAUCGCGACUAGGAACCAGCCGCAUCGUCUCCUCGAUACCGCGAUCGGGACUCCUGCCAACGGGAGAAGGCGAGGCUGGGCAACAAGGAACACAGCACAUGCCAGCCAACAAGGAGCAGGAGACGGGCGCCGACGAGGCGUCGGGCAAUUGGAUCUACCCAUCAGAGAAAAUGUUCUUCGACGCCAUGAAGCGCAAGGGUCACGACCCGCAGGCUCCCGACAUGCGCACCAUUGUGCCCAUUCACAAUGCCGUCAAUGAGCGCGCCUGGGCCGAGAUUAAGCAGUGGGAGGCGCCGUUUUAUCAAAAGGGCUCGAGUUGCGAAGGUCCUAGGUUAAGCUCCUUUUCUGGUUUGAGCUCAAAACUGUCGCCAAAGGCCAAGAUCAAUACAUGGUUGGGUUACCAAGCACCGUUUGAUCGACACGACUGGGUAGUGGAUCGCUGCGGGCAGGAAAUUGAGUAUAUCAUUGAUUUCUACACGGGCCGGCCGCGUGGAGAUGGCAAGCCCUCAUUUUACUUGGACGUGCGGCCCAAGCUAAACAGCUGGGAAGGAGUCAAGAUGCGAGCCCUGCGAGGCUUGGGCAUCCAGUAA